ACAACAGUGCUUGGAGUUGAAGGAGUUUCAAUAUAAAAGAAUAAUAAAGCAAAAGACAACUUUGAUUACAAAAAAAGGGAAAAGGAAAAGUCCACAGCUAAAAGCAAAUUAAAGUUUAGAGAAAACAUUGUUGUUGAUAACAGUUAUUGGACUUGAUUUUCUCAAAUCUGCUGAAAGUUACUCUCCUUGAGUACAAUGUGAAAGACCUUAUCUUUUCUCUGCAUGGUGGCUCUGCAACUCUAGCUUCCUGCUUCUUCAACCUUGAAUUAUAACUCUCAAUACACUGAAAUUUUAAGCACCUUGUGAGUAUCCACACCAUUUGUUUUUCCCUUUCUUCCAUUAAAGUAUUGUAUUUUUUUUCUCUCUCUCUUUCUCUUUUUUGUUUUGCCUCGAGAAAAUCGAUAUUUGUGCUUUCAAGAGACUCUUUUUGGAGUGUUGUCGUCAAAAAUAACAACUUUUGUAGUGUUGGGUGGUGGGUUUGGUUUGGAUUUGUUGGUUGCUGUUCCGCGGUGGUGGCCUUUUUUUGGAAUUUUCUGAUGCCGGAGAAGGAAGUGAUUUCGCCGCCGGCGAAUCAAUGGGGCCAGUGGUCGAUUCCAAUACUUCAUUGGCGUGUUGGUUUGCUCACUGCUUUGGUUUUGGUUGGAAUGGUCCUAGUUUGGAGCAUUGAUGGGUGCACUGUUAAGAACUACAUUGAAGUUUUGAGGUAUCGCCAAGAUUAUCUUGCUCUAAGGGCUCAUUCUCCUAAUUUGACUCUUUCCCAUAAAAAUUUAACUUUUGGGCAUUAUUCAAGUUGGAUUUCAAGUGAAUUAGAGCCCAACUUGACUUCAAAUCUUAUAGCUCGAUGGUCAGCUCGGGGAGGAGAACCUUGUAAAGAUUCUAAGACUGUGGAGAUUGCAAUUCCUGGGUUAGAUGGUGGUAAAGUGAUAGAGCUAUCAGCUGGAGAUGUACAUGAAUUUGGUUUUCAAGCAUUGGAUGAUUCAGGGAAGCCUCACUGUUUGGGUGGGGAUUACUUUGAGACUGAUCUUUCAGGGGAAUCAUGGAAAUCUCGACCUUUGGUGAAAGAUUUCAAUAAUGGGACUUACUCGAUUUCUUUGCAAGUUCAUCCUGAUUUUGAUGGGGUUUACAAUCUCACUAUAAUCCUGCUUUAUAGACACUUUGAAGGACUGAAAUUCACCCCAUGGAGAUUUUCUUAUGAUAGAAUGCUGCGUAAUAUUGCAAUCAGAUUCUACAAAAGCAGUGUUCAAAUGCCAGAACUGCAGACUUGCAAAGCUUCUGAUUUUGGGAGGGAUGUGUGGUGUGGAAGGUGGACAAGGCAUGGCAAGAACGAUGACUGCCCCAUAGGUAAUGAUGGUAGGUAUCGAUGCCUAGCACCGGAUUUUCCUUGCAAAGCUCCUUGGUGUGAUGGUUCAUUGGGAAUUCUGGAGAGUAAUGGUUGGGUGUACUCAACUCACUGCUCAUUCAAGAUGUAUUCAGCUGAGUCUGCUUGGAAUUGCUUGAGCAAUCGAUGGAUUUUCUUCUGGGGUGAUUCAAAUCAUGUUGACACAAUACGGAAUAUGCUCAAUUUUAUUUUAGAUUUGCCUGAAAUACAUUCUGUCCCCAGACGAUUUGACAUGAAUUUUUCCAACCCAAAAGACCCAUCUCAAACAGUUAGGAUCACAAGCAUCUUCAAUGGGCAUUGGAAUGAAACACAAAACUAUCUGGGGUUGGAUUCUCUGAGAGAUGAAGGGUUUCAAAGUUUGUUGAAGAAAUACUUCUCGGAAGAAACAAUCCCAGACACUGUAAUCAUGAACUCCGGCUUGCAUGACGGUGUCCAUUGGCGUACUGUAAGAGCAUUUUCUGUUGGAGCAGACUAUGCAGCAUCCUUCUGGGCAGAUGUUAUGAAGACUGUGAAGCAAAGGGGGUUGGCAUGGCCAAGAGUUUUUUACCGAACUACAGUAGCAACUGGUGGAUAUGCAAGAUCACUAGCAUUUAAUCCUAACAAGAUGGAGGUAUUCAAUGGUGUGUUCUUGGAGAAAUUGAAGAAAGCAGGUGUUGUAUCUGGUGUGAUUGAUAACUUUGAUAUGACAUUUCCAUGGCAUUUUGAUAACCGAUGUAAUGAUGGAGUUCACUAUGGAAGGGCUCCAGCAAAGAUGAAGUGGCGAGAUGGCCAAAUUGGGCAUCAAUAUUACGUGGACCUCAUGUUAGCUCAUGUUCUUCUCAAUGCCUUAUGUGCAAGAUAGCCAAGCAGCUUCAGUUAGAAGACAUGGUCAGAACUUACACUUUGCCUACAAGGUAGCAUUUGAGGGAAGUGUAGGCAUAACCUAUAGAAUAAUGCACACAUUAUACUUCUCCUGCAAAGGUGCUUGGUUGAAGACUAUUGGGGUAGCAUCCACCAUAUUUGGACAAGUUUGGCAUUCUUUCUUGCUUAUAUAUUUUUGUUUGCGUGAGUUAUGUAUACAUGAGAUUGUUCCACUCGUAGAUUAGCAGAGGAUUUUAACUCCUCAAAACACAUUUUACUAUUGUAAUCAAUAUCAUAGUUCAAAGGCUAUU
Gastrolobium bilobum is the source of this 2529-nucleotide messenger RNA. RefSeq lists its product as uncharacterized. The record is from RefSeq and is a predicted model, not a curated record. Lineage: Eukaryota; Viridiplantae; Streptophyta; Magnoliopsida; Fabales; Fabaceae. The transcript has 2 exons. The coding region runs from base 537 to 2219 and encodes 560 amino acids.